GUGCUUUGUAUGUAUAUUAAAGUUAGAGUGAGCUCCCCUACAUCGUGACGUCAUAAUAAACAAUCUACACACACGGUAGACCUUCCCCAGAAGCAUCCAGACGGAUUUGUGACCCAGCGAAAGAACCAAGAUGCCAACCUUUCCACAGUACCUGAGUCCAGAGAAGGAGGAGGAGCUCCGAAACAUUGCCAAUGCCAUAGUAGCUCCUGGCAAGGGGAUCUUAGCUGCUGAUGAGUCUACAGGUUCAGUGGGAAAGAGGUUUGCCCCUAUCAAUGUGGAAAACACGGAAGAGAAUCGUCGCAGAUACAGAGAACUGUUGUUCACCACAGACAAUGCCAUCUCUGAAAACAUCAGCGGCGUGAUCAUGUUCCACGAGACUUUCUACCAGAAGACAGCAGCGGGCGUACCCUUCACAAAGGUUCUCCAAGAUAAAAACAUCAUUCCAGGCAUCAAAGUAGAUAAGGGUGUUGUCCCACUGAUGGGCACAGACAACGAAUGUACCACACAGGGUCUGGAUGGCUUGAGUGAGAGGUGUGCCCAAUACAAAAAAGAUGGCGCACAGUUUGCCAAAUGGAGGUGUGUGUUAAAGAUCCAGAAGGAGACACCGUCGUAUCAGGCCAUGCUCGAGAAUGCCAACGUCCUUGCCCGCUAUGCCAGUAUCUGUCAGCAGAACGGCCUGGUACCCAUUGUUGAACCAGAGGUCCUCCCUGAUGGUGAGCACGAUCUUGACACUGCAGAAAAGGCUACAGAACAGGUACUUGCAUUUACCUACAAGGCCUUGGCCGAUCAUCAUGUUUUCCUAGAGGGCACACUCCUCAAACCUAACAUGAUCACAGCUGGUAUGUCAUGCAGUAAGAAGGGAACUCCAGCCGAAAACGCUCGUGCAACAGUUCUUUGCCUCAGCAGGACUGUCCCCCCAGCAGUCGCAGGUGUGACGUUCCUCUCUGGCGGUCAGUCAGAGGAAGAUGCAUCCAUCAACCUCAACGCCAUAAACACAGAUUCUGGCCGCAAACCCUGGCCGCUGACUUUCUCAUUCGGCCGUGCUCUACAAGCUAGUGUGUUGAAGAUCUGGCAGGGCAAAGAUGAAAAUGUGGCUGCAGGACAAAAGCAGCUCAUCACGAGGGCUAAGGCUAAUGGUUUGGCAGCAUUGGGCAAGUACCAAGGAAACAUGGAAAGUGCUGCAGCUGCCGACUCUUUGUUUGUGGCACAACAUGCAUACUAGACACCAAACACCCCCGCUUACCUCCCCUUGUUUACACCGUUGGUGUAUCCGUACACUGAACAAAGACAGUUACACAUGUAACACAUUUAUAUUUUAAUGAACAAUAUUGUUAGAAACAUCCAUGUGUGUGUUGAUGAAGAGAUUAUGUUACUUCGAAAGUCGUAACCCGUGACAGCGUGAUGGAUAUUAUACCGUAUUUUUUAGACAUUUUUAGAUACGAUGUACUUUAAAAAUCUCAGUUCUAGGCAUAAUAUAUACCGUUUACCAUGUAUUAAAAAUUUGUGCACAUUUUUUUUGUCACAUAUUUGUAUUGUUACUGUCAGCAUUUGUUUUAAUGUUAUUUAUUUGCUUUAAUAGAACAGAUUAUGCCUCUCAAGAAUGAUAUGAUGCUAUAAUUUCUGUGAUCCCUCUCCACAAUUGAUUAAAACUAUAUUAUGCCCGUAA
Pecten maximus is the source of this 1666-nucleotide messenger RNA. RefSeq names its product fructose-bisphosphate aldolase-like. The coding region runs from base 131 to 1222 and encodes 363 amino acids. Gene Ontology annotation, molecular function: fructose-bisphosphate aldolase activity. Gene Ontology annotation, biological process: fructose 1,6-bisphosphate metabolic process; glycolytic process. The record is from RefSeq and is a predicted model, not a curated record. Gene Ontology annotation, cellular component: cytosol. The transcript has 8 exons. NCBI's taxonomy places the organism in Eukaryota, Metazoa, Mollusca, Bivalvia, Pectinida, Pectinidae.